AUGCAAGUGGACAAGGCGACCAGGGCUUACCACGACGCCCAUUUGCAAGACGAUCAACAAUCAGCGGCUUCGGAAGCUGGUUCUUCGAUGGCCUCUAACCUGGAGUCUGACGACGAAGAGGUGGGCGACGAGAUUCAUUGCACCCUGAGCUUCGCAGGAACGAGCGGAGGUAGCCGUCCGCCCAACACCAAUGGCCUCUCAAAGAUCUCGAAGGCCAUGGUAGAUAUCAGAAGACUCGAUGAGGAAAAGGCAGAAGCAUCUCGCCGCCUGGGACGAGCAGUUUGGACUGCGGGACGAGACCCGCAAGCGAUCGGACCAUCGGAUCACUUGGUUCGGCUCGUGGUUGACGCGCUGCAUCGUGACGUUCGUCAAAGCGAUGCUCGGCACGGUAUCUCGUACGCCUUCAAGGCUGUUGACAACGCUCACGACGCCCGGGAGGAUGCCUUCCGCCGGUUGGGCGACGCUGCUCUUGCCAUCAUGCCAGCCAACUCCACGCCUGAGGGCACAGGCCCAUCGGGAUUAGGCCGAGCUCCUAACUCUCGUCGUUGA
Colletotrichum fioriniae is the source of this 549-nucleotide messenger RNA. RefSeq lists its product as uncharacterized. Lineage: Eukaryota; Fungi; Ascomycota; Sordariomycetes; Glomerellales; Glomerellaceae. The record is from RefSeq and is a predicted model, not a curated record.